GAGAGAGGCCUUGCCAAGGGCCGAUCCCUCGUCCAGGGAGUCCUACCAAAUGUCUAUACAUCAAGCCAACGAAAAGUUGGGACCCGCAGUGUUGAGGCACUUGGAGAAGGGGUAGUUCCCAGUAUCACCAGAUUCCUUUGGCCGUAUAAUCAGUACAGUUAUGCCUAGAAUUAGGAAGUUUAAUCUUGAAUCGGUAUUUAGGGGAGACCAAGGCAAGUUGCUUGUGCAUCUAAAUGUCGUACAAGGGAAUGGUUCAGUUGGUCAAGUCAAAAGGCGCUUGUAAGGCUGUGAAGGACUUGAUAAAUCACACACCCAAUAAAUACUAUAUAGGAAAAAAGAAGCACUUCUGUGACAAUUAUAGAGCACAGAUUUGUAGACAGUUUUAUCAUAUGCAUUUUGUGAGCUGUGUCUGAUUUAUGAUAUAUAUGAGCCUGUGUAUCAGACGUUUCUGAAGUCCUUCACAGUCUUACCAGCAUCUGGCCCACAGACUUCAUUGGAAUCGACACAAUGCUGCUAGACAUGCUGCUGUCAUGUUGGACACAUUUUGUGCAACCUUGUACGGUGUGUUGGCAGCUCAUAUUUUGUGUGGUGUCUGAUAAUGAUAAAAAUAUCAUUUGAGGUUAUGAUCUGACCACGUGGACUAUACGCUAUUAAGGAAAAUAAUGUGUAUUUAUAUACUUCUAAAUUUAGAUCUUAUGCCAGUUGGAGUGCAAAUAGAAGUGUAAAUAUCAUUGCUGAUAUAGGACCUUUGUUCCAUUUUUGUAAAUGAAUUAGUAAAGUACAAGUUUGCACCAGAGAAGACUCAAAUAUUCUUUUCUUUGCACCUUGUUGUUAUGCUGUUAUGUAUAUAGGAACAAACUUUAUCACACACAAUAUAUCAUCAUCUUCAUCAAUGUAUAAUUAAAUUCUGGGCAUCAAGUUUCAGCCACUGUGGACUGCCUUUGGUCCAUCAUGGACACAUUUCUUAUUCUUUACUUGCCACUGUCAGAAAUUAUGUAUUAGAAAAAUUAAAAUUAAAUUAGAUUUAGAAAUUAGAAAAUCCAUUCACAUUCCGGCACCUAUAAACCUAGCCCCACAUACCCUAUUGGCAUAUUCAUCGCCCUGAUGACGGAGGCAGUAUGAUCUCUGAAACGUUGGUUAAUAUCAAUCAGACUACACACCGCAACAACCCAGAAGACAGAAAUCUUCAUAAUCACCGCUGUAAAAAACCUCAAAUCUUACAUAGAAACAACAAGUUGUGCAUAUAAAACAAAUAACACACAGUCCUAUAAUUAGUCACAUCAAUCAGUAAUCACAAGUUUAGUUAUUCAAAAUAAUUAAAUAUAGACCAUAUUAAAAUAAUUUUGUACAGCACAAUGUGUGUGUGUUCAUUUUGUAGUGUCUCUCCAUGCGUCAUCAUCUGAAGGAUGUCAGGUGUAUGUGUGUGUGUGUAUUGUAUUGGAGACUGUAAUGUUGGAUGUGUCUCCUUUAGACUGUGACUCCUACCCAAGAAGGCACCAAGAAAUGAAUACACACUUAUCGCGUCCCAGAGGGCCAAAAAAUGUGCAUGCCUACAUACGGAGAAAACUGUUAGAAUCACAGAAUCAGUAUGUGUUACAAAUGGCCUAUUACAAACUACAUCUGGUGUUAAUGUGGAGGUUUAAAAUCUACAGUGACAUUUAUGCAGAAUGGAGCAAUUUCAAGCCGACGUACUUUCUGGAAACGGAUAGCGUGAACAGAUUUUUGCAUUUCUCUUUUUUUACGCUCCUCCCAAAAGACCCAAGGAUGUUCCAGCUUUAUAGUCUUCUAGUUAACAAUUUUCCUGGUUCACAGUGGAUGGUACGACCAAUGUCCACUGUUGCCUCUGCACUUAACUUGAGGGCAUCACCCGCAGCUGUUGUCUUUAUGUCUGGAUCCUUGUUUUUACUGGUUUGGCUGUUCAGAGUGCAUUAAAGCUGGCGACUGUGCCAGAAUAUAGGCGGUUAGUCCAAGAGGAUUUUGUGGCAAAUGAAGUGGAACGGGGAGAGGUUUGUUUCUGAGAGCCCUUCAGUCUUUCACUGUCAUUAUCAUUCUGCCGCUCCUGCAUAAUUACUCGUGUGUAAUCUGGGGGAUAGAAAACAGCCCUAUAAAUGGCUGCAGUUCCACAGACACGCAGUCUCAACCUGUCGCAAGAAUAACUACAGCUCGCCUAACUGUUUACCGACAGUAGAGAAGUGAAGUGUAGAUGGUUGCUGGCUGGUGAUAAUAAUGAUUUCAUUGAUGAAGUAUGUCCAGCAUUUUGAUUAUACAGUCUCACAAAUAAUAGAAAGUUAUAACAUAAGUAAGUACAAGAUUGUAUAUAACAUUGUCAUGUAAACACAUUUCAUCAUCUGAGAUUUGCUUGUAGUCUUAACAUGUUAAUUUAGUAUUUAUAAAGUUAUAUAAUUCUUUUUAUUGUUGUAAAUUAUUGUGACAAGUGAUGGCACACAUGCACGUGCAACAAUCUGUUAGAUAAUAAUAUUUUUGCAGAACCUGAAAAUGGCAGUAUGUGCCAAAAUAUGUUGCUGUGUAUUAAAUAAUUAAGUUUAUCUUCUUGUACAUGUCUGAGGUCUGACCAAUAAAGCAUCAUUUCAUGUGUAAGAAAAAAAUA
This is a messenger RNA of Zootermopsis nevadensis, 2608 nucleotides long. NCBI's taxonomy places the organism in Eukaryota, Metazoa, Arthropoda, Insecta, Blattodea, Termopsidae. The record is from RefSeq and is a predicted model, not a curated record.